Molecule: messenger RNA, 1107 nt
Organism: Phytophthora sojae
Lineage: Eukaryota; Oomycota; Peronosporomycetes; Peronosporales; Peronosporaceae
Exons: 2
Source: RefSeq, a predicted model, not a curated record
CGGAGAAUGGAGUGGAUUGGCAGCGACCGCGCAGCUCACGGGCACUUCCGACAGCCGCAGCUGAUCAAGAUGCUCGUGGGCAUUAUGUACUGGCGUCACCUUGACAAGACCCCCUGGAGUAAGUACGUCCCUGAUGCUUAUUACAAAAUGGCGGAUGAACGUCUGGACAGGUGCCUUCGACGCGGUGAUGUGCCACCACCCUGGGGGAACCUCGAUGACCACAUGGUGUACCCUGAUGAGGACGCCGAUUCCACGGUGGACGACAUCGAGAACGACCCGGACUACCAGCCUCCCACCCAGGAACCUGAGGAGAGCGCCUCUAGCGGGAGCUCUGAAGAGGAGGAGGAGGAGGACAACGACGACGCAGAGGACGACAAUGAGGUAGAAGAACCCCUGGAAGUCAAGCCUCCUGCUAAGCGCCCCCGUUCUGAAUCAAGCAAGAAACCUCAGGGUUCCAACUCGAAGUCGAAGAAAAAGCGUCGCACAGGAAACAAGAAAGACACUUCUGCCACUCAGGGGUCCAAGGCUACAUCACGCUCCAAGCAUCCGUCGGCGCUCGCGCGGAAAUCAUACUCGGAGCUCACUUCCAGUGAGUUGAUGACGGCCGAAGACCCUGAGGACAACGAGACUUCCUGGCGCAUCUAUGGGGUUCUUGUGCAAUAUCCAAGCUCGACCAAGAGGGCGUCUUGCCAGACUCCUGGGUUCCCAGAAUACGAGAUCCACAAGUAUUCGUACGACGUUGUUCACGAGCGCUGGGACCGUGAGGCAUACCAAGAAGUCCUGGAUUCUAAACCCUGGGAGACUAUGCUUCAGGGUCGCUUCCGAGUGUUCUACUUCCAUGAGCGAGAGCUGCUCUCCACGAAAGCGCUCAAGCUGAUGGAGGACGUCGUAGACAUCAUGCACAAGCACGCACAGGCAAUCUGGGAGCGCGGGCACUGGGUGCCUAUUCCGACUGAAGAACAAGUAUUGAGGGUUGCUGGUCUUGGGUACUGUGUACCAGUUGUACCCAUUAACCGGUUAACCCGAACCGGUCCAAUCCGAACCCACGUUGAUUAUGGUGAUUACGGUAAGUUGUUUACGCCACCGAUGAUUAGACGAGUAGGAUGA